This is a messenger RNA of Arabis nemorensis, 201 nucleotides long. The record is from the annotation of a GenBank genome assembly. NCBI's taxonomy places the organism in Eukaryota, Viridiplantae, Streptophyta, Magnoliopsida, Brassicales, Brassicaceae.
AUGGCCGGCGGCUCCGGUGACGGGAAGGGUUUCGAUUCCUUAUUCUUUAAUUUUCCCUUUGUUUUCUGCGAUGAAGACUGCCUGCUGACUGAGCGCACACGAUUACUCGGCUCUGUGAUGGCUUUGCGGGCUUUAACCCACCCAACCAAAAUCAAUGUUCUUCGAAAUUUUAGAUUUGAUUCGAAGUUUUCUUCUUCUUAG